Molecule: messenger RNA, 2071 nt
Organism: Neltuma alba
Lineage: Eukaryota; Viridiplantae; Streptophyta; Magnoliopsida; Fabales; Fabaceae
Exons: 5
Coding region: 71-1582 (503 amino acids)
Cellular component (GO): membrane
Molecular function (GO): starch binding
Source: RefSeq, a predicted model, not a curated record
CAAGAAAGCCAGGCACACCACAAAACUUUGCUGUGAUCACUAUCUCGUGGUUAACUUCACUCACCGAGUGAUGGAAGCCCUCACCAGUUCUUACUCUAAGGCCCUUUUUGAUGGCCUUGGAUCUUCUUCCUCGAGGAUUGUUCCUGCCCUUCAUUUCUCAGACAGGCUUGAAUUUUCCCUCUCCACUGAUAAAGUCGGCAAUUUUGGCUUCCUUCAGACGACUCAAAACAAGGGUAUUUCCCCAGUUCGUGCUGUGCCAUAUGAACCCCAGGUGGACUUGGAAACUGAAGAGCCUCAGGCACAGCAAAAUGAGGAAACAAAGGUUGUUCGGAUCAAACUUCAGUUACAAAAAGACUGCUUGUUCGGCGAACAGUUUCUUGUAGUGGGUGAUGAUCCUAUGAUUGGUGCUUGGGAUCCCUCAAAUGCACUACCAAUGACCUGGUCAGAAGGGCAUCUCUGGUUUGUUGAGAUGGAUGUGCCUAUGGGGAGGACAAUCCAAUACAAGUUUAUUCUGAAAUCAAUGUCUGGAGAUAUUAUGUGGCAGCCAGGGUCUGACCGAAUUGUUAAGACUUGGGAAACUGUCAACAGAAUAACUGUUUGUGAGGAUUGGGAGAAUGCUGAGCUUCAGAAAAUCACAGAGGAAGAACAACCUGAUUACUCAGAUGGGCAACCCCUGAUUGACUCAGAAAUGUCAAAUUUUUCGGAGAAUUUGGAUCAUCCUGAAGAAGAGACGGUAUCUGAUGCAACCAAUGCACUAGACUUUGAAGACAGCAAAAGUCGUUUAGAGGAGAAACCACUUGCUGAACCAGACGUGCAACAAAUUGCAGGUGAUAUCACUUCUUCUUCCAUGGAGAAGCCAAUGGCUAUUGUUGCAGAAAAUAUAGAUUCAUCAGAAGAUGCCCCCAAGAGUACACCUCGAAGAAGAGGCGUGAACAAUAUGGUUCUUCAGAGUGAAGUUACAGUUCAUGAUCUUGAACACAUGGGAAAAGUUUCACAAGUCAAUAAUCAGGGAAAGGAAGUUUUGAAGGGCAACCUAUUUGACUUUGAAGGAAGUCCUGUUCUUGUACCUGGCUUGACUCCACCUAAAACUGAAGAAACAACUAGUCAUAAAGUGGAAGAGAGGGAUAACAAGGACACUUCAGUAGAAGCACUUGAAAAGAAGGAUCAGGACAUGCCAGAGGUCCAAUUCAAUGAGGGGCAAGAAGAAUCAGAUGAUGGGGUGCAGGUCAAUGAAGAGGAGCAAGAAGAAUCAGAUGACGGAAAACCCCAAGAGAUAGCUGAAACACUCAGUGAUGAACCAGUACUGGUUGACAAUGAGGGGCAAGAAGAAUCAGAUGAUGGGGUGCAGGUCAAUGAAGAGGAGCAAGAAGAAUCAGAUGACGGAAAACCCCAAGAGAUAGCUGAAACACUCAGUGAUGAACCAGUACUGGUUGACAAUGGGCUUCCAGAGAAGUUUCAUUCAACCACAGCUAUAGCUAAAGUGCCAGAGGUUCACACGGCUCAUGAAAAUGUCUUGGAAAGUGAUAUUCAGUGGGGCCGUGGAAUAUUAAAGAACCUUCUGUCAAAGCUCGGAUUUCCAUGAGAAAAAUUCUUCAUUAGACUCCUGUGGAUGAACAAAGAAUGGGUAGGUCAAACUAACCAUGGAUUGAUAUACAAGUAUGUUACCACGCUUUCAGUGAGACUUUUGACAUGCUUAUCCUCAUCCAUGAAUAGUUUGGUUGGGUAAUGUUUCAAACCAACUUUGUCUGAAACUUGUGUGGUUGUUCUAAUCCAUUUGCCAUUUUGUUAGCCUGGCAAAGUGGGAUGGGAGUCUAGCCAUUUCUUGGCAGGUAUUGAGUGUCGAUACAUAGUAUGUUUUAAGGGUGUAAUUUUGUUGUAUAUCAUGCUUCUAUAUUCAGUUAGAUUGUAUGAUUCUUUCAGUUUCGCUCUCUCUUUUAUACAGUAUGAGGAGUUUCAGGGGCAAAAGAAUGGAGAUUUGUUCAUGAGAGUUCAACAGAACUUGCCUGUAAAAAUUACAUGUUGUAAUGCAAAGAUGUAAAAUGCUUUUGCUUAUUGGAUUCCUUUUCUUGUU